This is a messenger RNA of Colletotrichum truncatum, 2790 nucleotides long. The record is from RefSeq and is a predicted model, not a curated record. Lineage: Eukaryota; Fungi; Ascomycota; Sordariomycetes; Glomerellales; Glomerellaceae.
AUGGCCGCAGCCCACGAACUCGAGUUGAAGCACCAGAAAGCCAUCCACCAGACUCAACUGAUUGCCAAAGAAGAAGAUUCGAGGAGAACAAAGGUCACUAAGCAAGUCCUUCUCGCGGAAAACUCGACAUUACGCGAACAGCUUGCGGAAAGGGAUGUUCAGAUCUCCGAAUUGACUGGUAGAUGCGACGAAGCAAGGGCGGAGCUGGAUUCAUUGAAGACGAUAAAUCGCGACCAAGAAACUCAACUCAAGGCCCAGACGAGGGAGUUCGCCAAUAUCAAGGCCGAACUGGAGUCGCUUAACACAAUGUCCCUUGAGUCCACAAAGGUGCUGUCCGAAAAGCUUACCCUUUCUCGGGAACUUAACACGUUGAAGCCUGAGUUGGAGCACUUGCGGUCUCAGGUGGCUCAUCAGCAGACUGCGGUCGCGGAAAAGUUAGCUCUAGAACGGCAACUUAAUAUGGCUGAGGUGGAACUGGCAGCUGCGAAACGAGCGCGGGAACAACAAGUAGCUGAAUCUGAAAGCAACAAGACAGCCGAAGACGAACUACGAAACAAGCUCAAGGACGCCGAGAAAAGAUUGAUCGCCGAGAAGCGGGAAAGGGAACAAUUGCAACAAGACCUCGAAUCCGCGCUUGCAGCUGCGCAGACAGGCGAGGACAAUAAGAAUGUUGAGCGUGAGCUGUCAAAGAAGUUGCAAGAGAUGGAGAAAGCUCUUCAGGGCGAAAGACGAGAGAAGGAUAGGCUUCGCAAGGAGAGCGAGAUGGCCCAGUCAGAAAUCCAGGCGCAAAAUGAGAUACUGGAACAACGUCUGGAUACGGUGAAGUCGAAAUUGCGCAAUACUCAAGAAGAGCUCAAGGCAGUGCGCUCAGAACUGGUGCAUGCUCGCCCAGUGCCCACAGCGUCGGCGGAUCCAGUUGUGCGGGCUGGUGGCGCAAAAGCACAGAACGCUCGCAAGCGCAGAGUCGAGGAACUGACCAUAAACGACAUGAGUAUCGGAACGCCAGAGGAAAUCACACGGGGUAGACGGGCCGUGAAGAAGAAGGGCUUGGAGCAGACUCUAGUCGGCGAAAAGUCGUUAUUCUCCAUCACUCCGUUCUUGAACAAGAGCAAGACACUUAGUGUUGAGGGUGCCGUUGCCGAGGAGGAGGAGGAAGACGAAGCGGACGUUAGUUAUGUGCCGAUGGCACACGUGAACGCUCAAAAGGCGGCGGCCGAGGCUGAGGCUGACUCUGGGAGUGAAGCCAAUGCGGAGCCUGAGCCUACAGCCACGACCGAUGAGCCUGAUAAGCAACCAGUUGCUUCCAAAGAGACCGCAUCCAAGACGAAAACUAAGGCCAAUGGGGAGCCCAAGAAGGCACGCGGAAGGCCCAAGAAGGCGUUAUCUGAGGCCUCGCCUAACAUGCCCACACAAGCCCUUACCGCCAGCAAACCUUCAACCAAAUCAGCUUCUCCGCUCGAUAAGGUACUCGAAGAACCCGAGGCUGAUACAGAAGAGAAAAUGAAGGCCGAUACCGCGAGCAAAAAAGCGCCAACAGCCACCGCCGCAACCGCAAGCUUGGGCGUACGCGAACAAGAAGUGAAGAAGAAGAAGCGCAAGCUCGCAGGUGAAUCAACAACAUUGUUUGACGAUGAUGGGGAGGGUGAGGCGGCGGUUGCAAAGCGUCCUGGCGGCAAGGUUGGGCUUGGUGCAAACAAGCUGGGCAAAACUCAUUUGACCAUGGCGCGAAAUGCCUUUGGCAAGAAGACAUUCUCACCUUUAAAGAAGGAGAGACGGGGUACUCAGCAUCACGAUGUCCAGAGGGGUCUGUCGCGGUUUUCUGCGCGCACCAAAAAGCCAGCCCUUCGCCAGCCCAUUAACAGCAUACGGAGCAUGCAAGCUGAUAUGUGCUCCGCCUGGUGGUCAGACGCGGUGGUCGUCUUCCAAUUCCAGAUGGAUGCCAAGUACAGAAUUUUCCGCAAGGGACAGACGGUCGUAGACCUGGGCUAUGCGCCGGGUAGUUGGUCACAGGUCGCCGCCGACCGGACCAAGCCCAACGGCCAAGUCCUAGGAAUCGACAUCAUCCCGGCGCAGCCACCCAAAGGCGUCUCGACCAUUCAGGGCAACUUUCUCUCGCCGGAUGUUCAGAACAUGGUCAAAGAUCACCUUGUCCGGGCUAAGAAGCGGCGUAACGAUGAAUCGCCAGCCCCCGCACCCUCCUCGUCUGAGGGAGAAGAGAGUUCUUACGAGGAUGGCACCGAAGACGUCGAGCCCUCUGUUAUCGAGGACAAGCCGAGCUACAUUGACAUGGAAAGAGCAGCUUCAGAUGCGCCCCCGGUGACUGAGGAAGUUGCGGGCGGAGCAAAGACCAAAGAUGGCCGGUUGGUGGAUAUUGUAUUGAGUGACAUGUCAGCUCCUUGGGACCAGACCACCGGGUUUGGCGUGAACAGUCUUAGUAAUCCAUAUCACAGGAUGAUGAACACGAGCGGAAUGGCCUUUCGGGAUCACGCCGGCAGCAUGGACCUCUGCUCGGCGGCGCUCCAAUUCGCCAGCGACACCCUCAAGAAUGGUGGGCACUUCGUUUGCAAGUUCUACCAGGGAUCGGAGGACAAGGCAUUCGAGAAGAAGCUGAGGACCUUGUUUGCCAAGGUGUUUCGGGAGAAGCCCGAGUCGUCCCGCAGCGUACGUGCCGGACCACCACCACACGAUCUUUUUGUUGUUCAGUUGAAGCUCACUCCAGCGGCAGGACUCCAAAGAGGCAUAUUUUGUGGCACUCAGGAGAAAGGGAAAUGUACAACUAUAGUACUAUAG